Dipodomys ordii (Ord's kangaroo rat) is the source of this 921-nucleotide messenger RNA. RefSeq names its product olfactory receptor 7A10-like. The transcript has a single exon. Gene Ontology annotation, cellular component: membrane. The coding region runs from base 1 to 921 and encodes 306 amino acids. Lineage: Eukaryota; Metazoa; Chordata; Mammalia; Rodentia; Heteromyidae. Gene Ontology annotation, biological process: G protein-coupled receptor signaling pathway. The record is from RefSeq and is a predicted model, not a curated record. Gene Ontology annotation, molecular function: olfactory receptor activity; G protein-coupled receptor activity.
AUGGGACCAGAGAAUGAUUCCCGUGUUUCCGGAUUUCUCCUUCUGGGAAUUUCAGAAGACCCCAGGUUGCAGCCUGGUCUCUUUGGGUUGUUUCUGUCCAUGUAUCUGAUCACAGUGCUCGGGAAUCUGCUCAUCAUCCUGGCCACCGCCUCCGACCCCCGUCUGCACACGCCCAUGUACUUCUUCCUCUCCAACCUGUCCUUCGUGGACGUCUGCUUCACCUCUACCACCGUCCCCAAGAUGCUGCUCAACCUCCACACGCACAGCCAGGCCAUCAGCUACGAAGAGUGCAUCACCCAGACACAUUUUUUUGUCCUCUUUUCCGGGUUGGACAUCUUCCUGCUGACCGUGAUGGCCUACGACCGCUUCGUGGCCAUCUGUCACCCGCUGCGCUACACGGCCAUCAUGAGCCCCCGGCUGUGUGUGGGGCUGGUGCUGGGCUCCUGGCUCAUCAACAUCACCGAUUCUCUUCUGCAGAGCUUCAUGGUGCUGCGGCUGACCUUCUGCACCCACUUGGCAAUCCCCCACUUCUUCUGCGAACUGAACCAGGUGGUCCACCUGGCCUGCUCGGACACCUUCCCCAACGACGUGGUGAUCUACUUUGGCGUGCUGCUGCUGGUGUGCUUUCCCCUGGCGGGCAUCCUGUAUUCCUAUUCCCAGAUCGUGUCUUCCAUCCGGGCCAUCUCGUCGGCCGAGGGCAAGUACAAGGCCUUCUCCACCUGCGCAUCUCACCUCUCCGUGGUCUCUUUAUUCUACUGCACCGUCCUCGGGGUGUACCUCAGCUCUGCGGUGACCCAAAAUUCUCACUCCAUUGCCAUCGCCUCGGUGAUGUACAGCGUGGUCACCCCCAUGCUGAACCCCUUCAUCUACAGCCUGAGGAACCAAGAUCUCAAGAGCGCCCUGAGAAGACUCUGUACCUGA